GAUGUCAUUUGGCACAACGUCACUGUUGGUGCUGGAAGUAGAAUGAUGUCAAUAGAAGAGCUCCUGCCUCGAGUGUACACUGGUACCUGAGGGUUAUCCUACUGAGUGCUGAGUAAAAUAUGAAUUACGACGAAGAAAUGGAGGACCCAUGGCCUGGGCUCACCGACAAGCUUAUCCGGAAUCUGACCCGCGAGGAGUUAGAUACAUUUGCGGAUUCCUUGAAGAAUAAAUUACCUGCUGGAUGGGGAAAGAACAAGCACCAUAAAAAAUUGCCAAAAAUGGACGUCAUUAGACAUUUCAUUGACACUCUCUCAGAAGACUAUGGAGAGAGCGGGUUCAUGAAAUUGAUGAUUGACGUGACCAAGACAAAGAAAUUAAGAUUUCGGACAGGCGAUGGGAAUGAUAUCCUUUUGCAUGAUUAUCUGAAGCAAUGCGAGAAAAAGCGUAAAAUGUAUAAGAAACACUGCCGUGAAAUGGGGAUACUCAAAAACUGUGAUUUUGUCGGGAGGAAGGAGGAAAUGGAGACUGUGACACGGCUGCUCUUGGACGAGGCAAAUGAUCAAAAAGCUGGUAUCUGGAUAUCUGGCAUGGGUGGCACAGGGAAGACAACCCUAGCCAACCAAGUGUGCGGAAAGCAAAACCAAUAUCGAAAGCUCUAUGUCGACUUGAAAACCACAAGCAACAUUGAGGACUUCUACAACCGACUGACAGGGCCGCUAGAUAUACCUCCCCUACAACAAGACCAGAAAAUAUGCUGGGAAACUAUCUACGAAGAGCUACGAACGAAAAAAUCAGCUGUGGUCCUAUACUUGGACAGUUUUGAAACGUUGCUGUCUCCAAACAACCCUGAUAAGAGGGUAUGGGAGAUUCUUAGACAGAUAUUGUCCAUACAAAAUAGCAAGGUCAAGUUACUGAUAACAUCUGUUCAUAGGCCAGAUGACUGUAUCCCUGGACAACAUAGCCCAGAUGACAGUAUGCCUGGACCAGACCCCCUUGAGAACAUGAAGCACCUCCCAUUGCAGUUGUUCACUCUAGAGGAGUGUCAUCAGUUGAUAAGAAGAGUGGCACCCAAAAUCAUGCGUGAUCCAAAGCAAAAGAGCAACAUCGAAACAGUUGUCUCGAAGUUGUGUGCCUUCAAUACUUUGGCAGUGCAGGCGGUGUUCAGCUACCUCAAGAAAUAUUCCAAUUGCAUCACACUGAAAAAGUUCCUCGCAGACCACAAGCAACAACUUGAGUCAGCUGAAAAUAAUGAUCAACAGACGUCUCAGGUUAUCACUACCUUGGGAAGAGUUUUUGAUGGUUUGAAUCAGGCCACUCGAGCAGCACUGAUCAAGUUGUCCCUCUGUAAUGGUGUGCAGUUUGAUUUUACCCUGGCACAGUGCCUUCUGGGCGAAAACAGAACAACUACUCUUUACUCCUUGGUGAAGGCGCGCCUACUUCAAAUGGAGGUCAAGGACAAAACCAGCACGGCAGGAUCGAAGAUUGGAGAUGAAGAUACACGCUUCUUUUUGCAUUCAUUGCUACAGAAUCUUCUGGAGAGGAAACGUGCAGCAGGAGAUUUCGAAAAAGAUGUGGAAGCUGCAAAGUCAAAUAUACGAGCAUAUAUCAUGAAUAGGUUACUUGAACUCGGAAAAAUGGAAACCUAUGACCCUAAGGGUAAAGCAGGUGUCAUAGGGUCAGAAUUGCAGCCAUUGGUUUUGAAGUACAGUUCCAUGCCUUCCAUUAAUAUUGAGCAUUAUGAAAGCUACCACAAAGCUUUCCUCUUUCAAGCUUCACUACAACAUUUUCUGAAUCGAAAGAAUUUGGAGCAGUUCUAUGCUGAACAGCUGGAGUUAGCUUCUGGACCUCAACAAAUAUUGAAAAGAGUAUAUCUGAAGCUGUCGCAGAUUGAUGUUCUGUUGAAAAAUGGGUCUUCAUUAGAGAGUGCUGAAGUGAAGUUGUAUGAAGUCGAAGAGGAGUUGAGAUCGUUCACAAUUGACCCUCCUCCUCAGGCUUUAAAGCUGAGCUGGGCCCAUUUCAACCUUGUUCAUGGCAAGUAUCUUGGUUUGUGUCGGAAAUUUCAAGAGGGUAUCGACUUGAUUCAAGAAGCUUUAAAAGUUUAUAAUGAAGUGGAGGCCUGUAGCACGCAGGCUGCACGAGCCUUGCAUGCCAUUGCAUCAAUUCUUGACAUGAAGCCGUUAGACCCCUACACAGCAUCUGAAAGUAUGAAAUACAAUAAAAGAGCCUUUGAUAAACUUGGUGCAUCUACGGUUCAUUUUGAUCAGAUUGUCUACACCAUGGACAUUGGUAUCAAAGCUCAUGUCCUUGGUGGACUUAAGCAAGAAAGUUUUGAAAAUGCAAAGAAACGGAAGAAAGAACUAUCUCAGAAAGAAGUUGAUGAAUAUAAUAAGGACAUAAAAAAGAGGUUUGAUGAGGCCUCCUCAAGCUACGAGAUGAGUAUUGGUUUGUGUGAGAAACUCAAAAUGAAACGGAGCUUGGAGUACAUAAAGCUGUUGCGACAAAAUGCACUUUUGCUGGCAGAAUAUGAUGACAUCAAAAAGAUCGAAAAGGCUGUGAAGAUGGCAGAGGAAUCCUAUCUGUUGUUACAAGAAUAUGACAAAGAGGACAUGAUGCACAUGGCAAAGUGUUGCUUUGCCAUUGCACACGUGCACAAAAGGCUUGGUGUCAAGAUAUUUGAAGCCAUUCGACAAGCAAAGGAGGAUUACACAGAGGAACAACGUUAUGCACCCUUGUGGGAGACCUAUCACAAGUUCAAGAGAGGCUUUGAAUACAUGAAGAAAGGGAACAUAUUUGCCGAUAUGCAAGACUACUAUGGGUGGCGGAGUAGUCUCCAAGAGACGAUGCGGUGGCUAGGUUUAAGCGAGGAGGAAAAGAACAAGCUAGACCAAGAAAUUGAGUGGUACAUCAAAAACAACAUACGCAAGAGGAAAUCGAGUGCCCAACUGCAAUCUGCAUUGCCUGACAUGAGGACACGAAAGGAAAGUCUCCAAGGAAUGAAGAGACGUUCAAUAGAUCAAUCGCAGGAGGAUGUGAAGCCAUCCAAACGUCGAGGCAGCGUCGUCAUGGAUGAUACCAGUACUGGAAACAAGAAAAGCUCUCUCGCUCUUGCUAAAACUAGACGGUCCAAUUUUAAAAAGGAACAUUCAGUUAGUGAUGAUAUUCCAAUGGACGGGCUCAAUUUGAAUGCAGAACUGAUGGAGACAUGUCCAGAGAAGAAACCGACAGGUUUAGCUAAUAGGAUAAAAGAUAAUUUGAUAAAUUGGAAAAAGAUAGCGGGUGAUAUCUUUUCUCUGAAAACAGAUGUCAGGCAGGUUGAAAAAGAUCCCGAAGAACUUUCUGAAAGCAACAGCAACAUUAGUGGCCUCUCUGACAAAGACAGUGCGCUCACAGGAUAUUCCAAAGCCCCUUCAGUCAUCUCCAAGUCGGGGUCAAGUACUGACAUGGAUCAACAUGACACUUUGGUACGGCAGUCACCAUUGCAAUCUGCUGCUCGGAAUUACACAUACCCACAAGCUUCUGUAUCCCAUGUAAUGAUGCCAUCCGGUAUGCCAGAAAUCGAGGUCACAGGUGUGGGAGAGGCAGAGGAAGAUUCACUUGAUAAAGACGGAAGACUUCCAUUUCAUUACUAUGCCAGCACUGACUCUCCUUGUUCUAAGGUAAAACAGUGGCUCAACAUUGAGAAACAGAAACGACCUUCCUCGCCAGGUGGAUCAAGUGAUGAUUCUUUCCAUUCCACAUACAUGGAUGUACAAGAAGAGGGUAUGCCAAAUUCAUCAAAAUUCAAGCAGUUUUGAGCCAUAAGAGUGUGGGACACUUAGUAUGCCAAGUUUGUGUCUUGACAAGCUGACAAUCAUCUAUUUGUGUCAUGUUUGUAAAAUUUUGGUAAUGAUGUGUUGCAGCAGCAAAAUGUAAAAAUUUCAUAAGAUUGUGAGACAUGUACUGUUGAUUCAAGUUUUAGUGAAUGUUGUUAUCUGUCAAGAUUUACUAAAAAGAUAUUUCAAGAAGAGGGAUUUACUUGUUAUAAUGUUACUACCAUACAUGUAGUGUGUGCCUGUUCGUACUAAGGUGUACGUCAUAUCAAUAUCCGAGUACAAAGCUUUGCCUUGUAUUGUGAAGAAGAAUAUAAACAUGAGAUUGUAAAAAGUUAAGUGAUAGAAAGUUUUAGUGAUAACAGUGUGUCCCCUAAGAUAUCAUAUUUGUCAGUUUUUGUCACAGCAUAGGAACUUUGUUGUUUUAAUGUUACUACAUACUGUUUGAGCACUGUUGUGUGAUAUUAUCCAAGUUCAAAGCUUAGCUUGUCUUGUCUUUGUGUAGGAGAAUAUAAACAUCAUGUUGCUAAACGUUUUACUGAUUAGAUGAAAAAUAAUCACAGCAUGUUCCCUAAUCAAAAGAUAUCAUAUCGCUCAGAUGCUGUCACCACUCUCUACCUGGCAAUAUAACUAUGUUAUUCAUUCAAAAUCAAAUUCCCUAGGAUAAAAUCAUAAUCUCUUAUAUUCAGUAAUUUCAUAGAACGUCCCAUUAAGUGUGACAAAAUUGAUAUAGAAAGACUAUUGUCUCAUAAUUAUAUUUUCAGACAGUAUAUACUUACCUGGCUCAGGAGUUAACGUUGAUCAAUAAGGACGUUCUCCCAGGGCGAGGCCUUUCCAUUGCACUUCAGUUGGGCUGACCCUUGCGAUCACCCCAAAUGUGGGUGACUCAGGUGCAGCAUUACAGCUCAGGCCACCAUUCCACAUGUAUCAAUAUCAUGUGAAAAUUAACAUGUGUUGCAAAGCAAGUUGUAAAUAUUGUCUGUUCCAAUUUUUAAAAAAGUUAAUACAUUCCCAAUCAGAGAAUUUCUUAAACCUUGCAAAUUGAUAUCAUGUUUUUCAAUUAUCUUAACAUAUUAUUGACAGUACAACCUGUUUACAUGUACCAAUGUACAUGUACCAUUGGGUAAUGUGUACAGUAUAUAUACUCCAGAAUAUUGGACAAUUUUCCCCUUUGGGAAACUGCUGGUAUACAUGUUCAAAUGUCUUAUCUUUUAUUCCAGAAAUAGCAUGUGCUAUUUACAUAUGACAAACAUACCGGUAUUGUAAUAAUGAAUUGGUUUUGAUAUUAAAGGCAGCAUUGUUGUUGAUAAAAUUUUUUGUUGUCU
Molecule: messenger RNA, 5134 nt
Organism: Lineus longissimus
Lineage: Eukaryota; Metazoa; Nemertea; Pilidiophora; Heteronemertea; Lineidae
Exons: 11
Coding region: 120-3794 (1224 amino acids)
Biological process (GO): defense response to other organism
Molecular function (GO): ATP hydrolysis activity
Source: RefSeq, a predicted model, not a curated record